Messenger RNA from Sphaeroforma arctica JP610, 552 nucleotides. RefSeq lists its product as hypothetical. The transcript has 4 exons. The record is from RefSeq and is a predicted model, not a curated record. The annotation marks the transcript as partial. Gene Ontology annotation, molecular function: ubiquitin-like modifier activating enzyme activity. Lineage: Eukaryota; Ichthyosporea; Ichthyophonida.
AGACUGGUGCAGGGGACAGUGUAACUGACGUCAGUGCGAGUACAGUGAAAAAGAAGGCGCUCAGGGAAGCCAUGGAAGACUGCGGAUUCGACGGCAAGGAACUAUUUACCAGGCUGUACUACAAUGAUGUCAAAGAUUUACUUCGUAUGUCGGCGCUAUGGAAAGAACGCACCCCACCUACACCCUUAGAUAUCAAUGCUCUGCCCGUGGAGGACACGGCCACUCCCGCCGAAGCAACAGCGUCAUCGACGGGAAAAACACUGCAAGAGACGCAACGUGUUUGGAGCUUAGUAGAAAAUGCGAGCAAGUUUGUGCAUAGAGUCAACAAAAUCAAAUCUAGACUUAAUCUGAGCGGGUCUGCAGAUGGGGAGAAAAUUAUACUAACAUGGGAUAAGGAUGAACCGGAUUUCUUGGACUUUUUGGUUGCGGCUUCUAAUUUAAGGGCGUGUGUCUUCGGCAUCGCCACAACUUCUUUAUUUGAUGUGAAAAGUAUGGCGGGUAAUAUUAUUCCCGCUAUUGCCUCGACAAAUGCAAUCACCGCCGGAUAUGUUG